Colletotrichum chrysophilum is the source of this 951-nucleotide messenger RNA. RefSeq lists its product as uncharacterized. Lineage: Eukaryota; Fungi; Ascomycota; Sordariomycetes; Glomerellales; Glomerellaceae. The record is from RefSeq and is a predicted model, not a curated record. The transcript has a single exon. Gene Ontology annotation, biological process: L-cysteine biosynthetic process. Gene Ontology annotation, cellular component: cytoplasm. Bases 1 to 951 code for a protein of 316 amino acids.
AUGUCCGGGUCGUCCAUCUCAUCACCGGUUGACAGCGUUCUGGAUGUCAUAGGCAGAACACCAUGCGUCCGUCUCCGCAAAGUUGUUCCUGAAGGCUGCGCCGAUGUCUACGUCAAGCUGGAAUACCUGAACCCAACCGGCUCUUACAAAGACCGUAUGGCGAGAGCCAUAGUCGAGGAGGCCGAGCGGAGAGGCGAUCUGAAGUCUGGCAUGACUGUUGUCGAAGCCACCGGAGGCAGUACCGGCUCAUCACUGGCCUUCGUUUGCACUCUCAAGGGAUACGGCUUUCGUGCAGUCUGCUCAAAUGCUUUCGCUGCCGAAAAGCUGAGGACGAUGGCUGCUUUUGGCGCUGACGUCGACAUUGUCCACAGCCCAACAGGCAAGAUCACUCCGGACCUCUUCCCAAAGAUGGUAGAGCGCGCAAAGACACUCGCUGAAGAAGACAAUAAUUAUUACGCCGCCAACCAGUUCAGGAAUGCAGAUGGCAUUGUGGGAUACAAGAGUUUGGGGCAAGAGCUUUUGGCCCAGUUUCCGCAAGGCAUUGACGCUUUCUGUAGUGCCACUGGCGGGGCUGGCAUGAUCAUAGGAACGGCAACGGUACUGAAGGCGUCGGAUCCUAAAACGCGCAUCGUUGUUCUUGAGCCAGAGUCGUCUCCGGUGAUCACCAAGGGUCAUGGAGGCACUCAUGGUAUAGAAGGCAUCAGCCCAGGAUUCUUUCCUCCGUUGCUGGAUAAGUCGCUUUAUGACGAGGCCCGCGGUAUCUCUGAAGAAGAUGCACGAAAGAUGUGCCGUAGACUUGCCAAAGAGGAGGGCCUACUCACUGGAACCUCAACUGGACUGAACGUUGUUGCUGCUAUUCAGCUGGCGAAGGAGCUUGGCCCUGGGAAGACCGUUGUCACAGUUGCUUGCGAUACCGGUCUGAAGUAUAUGAGCGGAGCGCUUUAUCAGUGA